Fopius arisanus is the source of this 1289-nucleotide messenger RNA. RefSeq names its product Actin-related protein 1 (gene Arp1). The record is from RefSeq and is a predicted model, not a curated record. NCBI's taxonomy places the organism in Eukaryota, Metazoa, Arthropoda, Insecta, Hymenoptera, Braconidae. The transcript has 3 exons. Bases 117 to 1247 code for a protein of 376 amino acids.
AAUGUUCACGGCUCUUUGGCUCAACCCGAGGUGUGCUAGUCCGUAUGACAAUCUAGCGCAUUGUUGAAAUAAAAGUAUUAUUAUUUGAUUUAAUCAUCACGAUCUAGGAGCUGAUAAUGGAGCCGUACGAUGUUAUAGUGAAUCAGCCUGUAGUAAUCGACAAUGGCUCUGGAGUGAUAAAGGCUGGAUUUGCGGGUGAUCAGAUACCAAAAUGCAGAUUUCCAAAUUAUAUCGGACGACCAAAGCACGUGAGAGUGAUGGCAGGUGCUCUGGAGGGUGACCUCUUCCUGGGUCCAAUUGCAGAGGAGCACCGAGGUCUCCUCUCCCUGCGGUAUCCCAUGGAGCACGGUAUAGUGACAGAUUGGAACGAUAUGGAAAGAAUCUGGUCGUACGUCUACAGCAAAGACCAGCUGUCGACAUUCAGCGAGGAGCACCCAGUGCUCCUCACAGAGGCACCCUUAAAUCCCCGAAAGAACCGAGAGCGUGCAGCCGAAAUAUUCUUCGAGUCUCUCAACGUACCAGCUCUAUUCGUCUCGAUGCAGGCAGUUCUCAGUCUGUACGCCACUGGAAGAACCACUGGAGUCGUCCUCGACGCUGGAGAUGGCGUAACCCAUGCUGUACCCAUCUACGAGGGGUUCGCCAUGCCCCACAGCAUCAUGAGGGUAGAUAUCGCUGGAAGGGACGUCUCCAGGUAUCUCAGACUUCUCUUGCGCAAGGAGGGCGUCAACUUCAAGACAACUGCUGAAUUUGAGAUCGUCAGGACUAUCAAGGAACGAUCCUGUUACCUCUCCAGCAAUCCACAGAAGGAGGAGACUGUGGAGACUGAGAAAUUCCAGUACGUUUUGCCUGAUGGGAGCUAUCUAGAGAUUGGCCCAGCCAGGUUCAGGGCACCUGAGGUCCUCUUCAGACCUGAUCUCAUUGGUGAAGAGUGCGAGGGACUGCACGAGGUUCUUAUGUAUUCUAUUCAGAAGUCUGAUCUCGAUUUGAGAAAGGUCCUCUUUCAGAAUAUCGUACUCUCUGGGGGAUCCACUCUGUUUCGAGGCUUCGGUGAUAGGCUACUAGCGGAAAUUAGAAAGAUGGCACCGAAGGAUAUAAAAAUCAGGAUAUCAGCCCCACAAGAACGUUUAUACAGUACUUGGAUCGGAGGUUCAAUACUGGCGUCUUUAGAUACGUUUAAGAAGAUGUGGGUGAGCAAAAGAGAGUACGACGAGGAUGGCAGUAGAGCGAUACACCGUAAAACAUUCUGAGCUGGUUAACUUCCAGUGAGACAACUGACAAUUACAGAAAAA